This is a messenger RNA of Python bivittatus (Burmese python), 4340 nucleotides long. Lineage: Eukaryota; Metazoa; Chordata; Lepidosauria; Squamata; Pythonidae. The record is from RefSeq and is a predicted model, not a curated record.
CCGGCCUCGUUGCCAACUUUGCUUCCUUUUCUCUGGAUCCCUGGCUGGUUAUCGCAACAGGACUUCUCGCGGGGUGGGAAGAAUAGACGUCGUGCUGCGCCGGCUGAGUGAGUUUCCUGUGGAGCUUUGUUGUGUGGCGACGUGCUUGCUCCGCCGAUCCAGACUUAGCCUCUAUCUCAAAGUGGUUUUCAGGCUGUAUCUCAAGACUAGCCCUGGAUCUGCAUAUUGUAGCUCACGAUGUUCCUUUAUACCCGCUGUGGAGAACCUGCAGCUUUGCAGACUUAAUCUUGAAUGAGUCCACUCUGCUUCCUAUCUUCUGUGGCAUUCUGAGGGCCAGGCCUGAUCUUAGAGUGUCUGAUGGCAAGUAAUCUGCUGGAUCUUGAGGGACAAAAUGAGGAUGAGGAGGAAGAGGCAGCCGAGGAAGAUUUCAACACACAGUGUUCAGACAGCACCUAUGGAACUGAUUCCCCAGACAUAUGUGGUGGUGGUGGUGGUGGUCAUCCCACUCCUGAAGAUGAAAAUAUAACAUGCAGUCACUCAGAGAGAAGCCAAGAAUUUGAUUUUCAGCAUCUGGUUACCUGCACAUUCUCAGUUUCAUUGGCUAUCCCACUUAUUCUUCCAACAAAUAAGCCUUGGCAGAUCACUAAACAAGAAGUGCAAGUAGCAGGAUCUAAAUUAAGAGAAGGACAUAUUCCAAAAAUGCAUCGUUUCUAUCAUAUGGAGUAUUUUCUUCUACCAGAUGAUGUUGAACCUCGAAAAUUAGAUUUGGUAUUGUUUGGUCCAGUGGCUAAAUUAUUUCUGGAAACAGAAUCUAAGCCAGGGACUCCAAAAGACAGUGAACGAGGCAAGUCAAAAAAGCCAACCACGCUGAAUAUUUCAGUAGUGAAACCAUGGCUUGAAAAUGACCAGAUAUGGGUUUCAUGGAACCACAGUGUUGAAAUUAACGUUACCAAUGACUUUCUAAUAAAGCUAAGAGAACACAGCAUAAAGUUAAGGUUGUGGGAUCUCAAGGACAAGGUUUGUUCAAAAGCCAGGUUUAGUAAACUAAAGAGUAAUCUAACACAAUCAGAUCAAGGAGAACUUGAAGGUAACGUCAGGUAUAUGGUUUUAUAUCAGAGAGAAUUCUUAGAACGUAAUCAAGUCAAACCCAGUAUCACAAAGGUUAAACCAGUAGUACCCUCUGUGCAAAAGCAGCCAGCAGCCAGUGCUUUGUCAGGUCUUCCCACUUCAGCUGUGAGCAAGCGCAUGGAAAAUGAAUCCAAGGCUAGUGAUCGAAAAUACUCUCGGAAAUUUAGUUCUCCACAGUCCCCUGUAAAACCUGAUGAAUUGCUCCGUUCACUGAGUGCAGUCAGUUUUUCUGGGAGCAUAGCAUCUUCUUUUAAAGAAAGAACCCUUCAGGAAGCUAAAAUUAUAAAACAGAAACGGCGUCACUCACUGCCUGCUAAACUGUCAGCGUUAACAAAACCUGAUGGGGGGAAAUUACAAAGUUUUUCAGACAGAAAGGAAACAAUGUCUGGGGGUUUCCUCCAAUUAUCAGAAAAGCAGAGGCCAUCACAAAAAAGCAGUGGUUUCACUACCGAAAAGAAAACGAAACAGGCCUCUCAGAAGUCAGCUGGUAAAGAGGCAGCUGCCUUGGCAGCACAGGCAAGGAAGUUUGGAAUAGCGCUUUUGCAGCUGGACCUCAUGCCCCUUCUAGCAGGUGAACGCUAUACAGCCAGUCGAUUGGGAGAGAAGUCCCCCAAACUUACUGAAGCAUACUUAGGUUUUGCUAUUGACAGACCUAUUAUGAGUGAGAAACACAAACAUGACUUAAAUCCACUGAUUAUUAGGAUUCAGUCUGCAAAAUGUCUACCAACUACCCCAGUUACAGUUGAAGAGCUGCAGAGAACUUGCAUUCCCAUUUACUGCAAAUACACUUUCUACAAUAUGUGUCCCUAUCAGACACAAGGUCGAGAUCAUGGAACUGAUGUCUUCUUUAAGGAUACCAAUGUGAUUCUUGUAGGAACAAUAGAACCUGGAAAAUUGAGUGAAUACCUGAGAGGUCCACCUUUGGAAAUUGAAGUUCAUGACCGAGACAGGAAAAUGGAAGAUAGCAAGAUGAAGCCAUCUUUGUUUGGAGAGGAACCAGGAGACAGCAAGAUAAGUGACUUAAGCACUGUUACUUCGAGAUACAUGGCCCAGAAUCCCAUUACAGCCACAGAAGGUGUUUGGAACCCAUAUGGAGUAGCUAAAAUCAACCUGAGUGAUUUACUACUAGGUGAAAAGACCUUGAAUUUUUAUGCACAAAUUCACAACUGCUCAAUUCAAGAUACAUCUCUAUCCGAAGGAAAAAACACCAGCCCGAAGACUAAGAAAACAGAUGAAUCUCAAGAUGUUCAGUUUCCAAUGAGGCAUUAUGUAAAUGCAGAAUCAUAUCUUAAAGUGAGAGUUGAAAUAAGCAUACCAUUAGGUCCCGCAGAGGAAGAAGGGGAUGCUGUUGCUGCACAUUGUCCAUAUGGCUGCAUCAUUUAUCUUUUUGAUUAUAAUAAUACUUCGCUCUUACAUUAUUUGAUGCAAGAGAUUACAGAAAUUAAUGCAGAGGCUUUUCUGUUUGAUUCCUAUUCCACAGAUGUAACUCAAAAAUCUCUUAAUACUUUGAAACUGAAUCAGAAACUUUCCUUGGAAGAGAUUUCUCAGCUAGAUAUUAUUACUGGAUUUCACAUAAUAGAUGGGUCCAUUCACCUUUUUAUCCUGGAAGGUUUCAGGAAUAAAGCACUCAAGAGGUUGUGGAAUAAAAAGAUUGAUAGGAUGCAGGAAACUAAACACGGCAGAUUACAGAUAUUCUAUAAUUCACAUUUGUCUUUUCACAAGCGCCUGUAUAUAGAUCUUGAAGCUGUCCUGCUUCACAUCCGUCUCUGCAAGCCACUGUCAAGUAUCAUGAAGCAGCCUUUGUUAUACAUCCGGGAUAUGGUUCCUCAGCCAUGCUUUGAAGCUCUUUCCAGACUUGAUUACAUCUGCCACAGUAAGAAAUUAAGGGAAGUGGUCCAUUGCAGUCUCUUGCCCUCUGCAGAAAUGAUUACAGUCUUGAGUCAGGAGUUUGGGGUUCCCUUGACUAAAGCUGACCUGUUUGUACAGGAGCCCCCGGAGAUCUUGUCAUCAGUUGGUACAGUGAAAAAAUAUUCGCACAUGAGGGAAUACAGGUCCUCCUGUUUGGAUAAUUGUAAUAAGAAGUAUUUACUGAGAAAAAUUGAACAAGAAAAUCAGGGACCACAAGACUAUAUCCAGUCCAAUAUUGAGUAUGUGAGCUUCCUCAGCGAAAUGCUUGAAAGAGAAGUCCCAAGAACUGUCAGAGCUUUCCCUUUGAGUGAAAAAGCUAUCUUUAACUAUAGUUGUCAGACUCUGAAUUCAGCAGAAAUGGCAAAGCAGCUACUUCGCGAAGAAAUGACACAGAUGCCAGGAAAAAGAUUUGCUUAUAAUGAAUAUUUAUCAGGUAUGUUUGACCCAGUGGAUGAAGACAGUAUAUUAAAGGAAUCUGUUGAACACUCAAAGAAAUUGUGGUUGUAUCCUGGAGGGUUUGCAAAUCCUGGAUUUAAGAGCAGCAUAGACUCCAACAAGCAUCCCCGUAUGCCUGAUGAGGCACGACUGAUGGAAUUAAGAGAGAAAUGGCAGGAGAAUUUUUUCAAUGCUAACAUUAUGAAGCCAGUGUUGGAUCGGGAUAGAUGGAGAUGGGACAAACGGGAUAUUGAUUUUGAGCUUUACAAAAAACCUGUGUACAGAACCCUGGCUCCUGACACUCGUGGAGAAGAGCCUAAGAUACGAAUACCUUGCAACACUGCACUGAAAGUUCAUAGGUGCUGCCCGGCAACAGAGCUCAUUUCUAGUGGACCCAAAGCCAGCUGCCAGCUAGCUCGCCUUCAGGGUCUUCUGAAGGAUAAACCUGUCAAGUUAUCUCUAAAGAUGCAGCCUCCUCCAGCUCUGGGAAUUUUAGAUAACAUGGAAGAGAGCAGUCCCUGUAAAGGAUUUGUUCCUGGGCCUGACGUUCACCACAGCUUGAUGUCAAGCCACAAUAUUCCAUGCUAUGACAGGGCACACAAUGUAUUUAAAGCUCUGAAAGGAGCAGAUUUCAGACUAAUUUGUCAGAAACAUUCAUAUCAUUACAAGAGAUAUCCCCCGCAGGAUUCACAUUUAAAGAAUGUCAUCUUAGCAGCGGAUAACACAGAGAAUGCAGGUAAUGUGGGAAAUGGUAAUUAUAGGCAGUGUAUCUGUAAAACAGUGGGUAAAAAGGUGCUGUAUCCCAGAAAUCUACUGGUAAUUUAUUUACAGGUAGUCCUCAGGUUAUGAUGAUAAUUGGGACUGGAAUU